Messenger RNA from Diaporthe amygdali, 1065 nucleotides. Its product is annotated as zinc alcohol. The transcript has a single exon. The record is from RefSeq and is a predicted model, not a curated record. Bases 1 to 1065 code for a protein of 354 amino acids. Lineage: Eukaryota; Fungi; Ascomycota; Sordariomycetes; Diaporthales; Diaporthaceae. Gene Ontology annotation, molecular function: oxidoreductase activity.
AUGGCCACAGCGACAGCGAAAGCAAUGCGGGCGUGGCUCUACUCGAGUGCAACGGGUGGUCUGCACAAGAACUUGGCUCUCUCAGCCACAGCAGCUCACCCCCGCCCACAAUCGCCACCCAGCCUCUCGAAAGAUGAGCUACUGGUCCGAGUGCGCGCCGCCGGCCUCAAUCCAAUCGAUUAUAAGAUACCAGAGCUUCCCUACUCCAUAUCACGCACCAUGAUCUCCGUGCCGGCCAGCCCUGCAAUGGACUUCUCGGGCACUGUGGUCGCGCACGGCUCCGCGAUCGAGUUCCCCGUCAAGGUCGGUGACUCAGUUUUUGGACGCCUCGAUCCAGGCCGCUUCGGAGCGCUGGGGGAGUACAUUGUCGCGAAAUCAUCCGGUUGCGCCAGCCUGCCCAGCGGAGUGAGCCUCGAGCACGCCAGCGGCGUGGGCUCGGUCGGCCUUGCGGCAUUCUCCAGCAUCGUGCCCAAUGUCCCUGCCGCCCAUUCUCCAGGCGGGCUUCCAUUUCGCAUCUUCAUCAACGGCGGUAGUGGCGGCACAGGCACGUUCGGAAUCCAGAUCGCCAAGCUCCUGGGGUGCCACGUCACCACCUCGUGCUCUGCGCGAAACGUCGAGUUGUGCAAGAGCCUCGGCGCGGACGAGGUGCUUGACUACACCCAAGGCGACUUGGUCGGCGCACUGAAGGCAAAGGGCCAAGUGUUCGACCUCGUCGUUGAUAAUGUUGGCUCUUCACCCAGGGACCUGUACUCGGCUUGCGACCAAUUCCUCGUACCAAGCGGCCAAUUCGUGCAAGUUGGCGCGGGUAUGUCGAUGGCUGACAUGCAGCUCAUGAUGUCACGUAUGAUGCUGCCAUCAUUCCUGGGUGGCGGGUCCCGGAAGUUCUCAUUGGCGGUCGCGAAGAACAAGCACGAAGACCUCGCUCGCCUCGGCGAGUGGAUCGCAGCCGGCAAGAUCAAGGUCGUGGUCGAUGAGAUUUUCGAGUUUGACGAUGCAGCCAAGGCCUAUGAGAAACUCAGAACAGGACGGGCCAGGGGCAAGAUCAUCGUGAAGGGUGCGUCAUGA